Molecule: messenger RNA, 926 nt
Organism: Schistosoma curassoni
Lineage: Eukaryota; Metazoa; Platyhelminthes; Trematoda; Strigeidida; Schistosomatidae
Source: the annotation of a GenBank genome assembly
AUGAAUAUGUCUUUAAGCAGCGAUACAAUAGGACUUUCCCAAACGCCGUCCGUGAGGUUCAUUAAUGUAACUAUUCCUCCUUUUAAGGUCACAGAUCCUCAACUUUGGUUUACCAGACUUGAACAUUACUUUGUAGCUAAUCGUGUUCAUACACAGCGAGAUAAAUUUGGCCACGCGAGUUCGCUACUUCCAGAUGAAGUAGCAGAUAAUGUACGAGAGAUUUUAAUCAAGCCAGACAUAGAAAAGCCAUACGACGCAUUAAAACAGGCAGUGAUUAAAGCCGUCUCAUUAAGCGACCGGCAAGCCAUCGAACAGCUUCUCAGUCAAGUGCAGAUAGGAGAUAGGACUCCAUCGCAGUUAAAAAACUAUAUGAGAAGCGUAAUCGGAGACAGAAAAGUAGAUAAAAACAUAUUUUAUCAGUUGUGGUUACGACGACUCCCAGCGAACGUGCAGCAGAUCCUUGCGGUUGAGGACAGCGAUGUCGAUAUAGACAACAUUGCUAAAAUAGCCGAUAAGAUUUAUGAGAGAACGAAACAAACGAGUCCGCAAGGGCAUAGUACCACAAUAGAUGGACGAAUCGAUGCAUUACAAAAGGAGAUUAAUGUUUUAUGCCACAAGCUGAUGAAACUAAAUCAGAGCGAUAGGCAAAGAGGAUGGUCACGAAGUAGAUCGAGGGAAAGAAGUCGAUCACGUUCUAGGAGACGCUCAGCUCCUACAAUAUGUUGGUACCAUCAAACUUUCGGCGAUAAAGCCCGAAACUGUAGAUCACCAUGUAAAUUCAAACGAACACACCGAUUGUCGAUAACCGCCGCAACAACAACAGCUCCUAGAAACAGUCGUUUAUUUUACGUUCAGGAUAGAGUAACAGGCGCUCAAUUCUUAGUGGAUACGGGAGCAGAAGUAAGCGUCGUGCCUCCAGUAAGUAA